Molecule: messenger RNA, 641 nt
Organism: Cokeromyces recurvatus
Lineage: Eukaryota; Fungi; Mucoromycota; Mucoromycetes; Mucorales; Mucoraceae
Exons: 2
Coding region: 127-582 (151 amino acids)
Source: RefSeq, a predicted model, not a curated record
GCAUUUUUCGGAUUUGCCGGCCGGUAAGGAAAUGAAAAUUAUAUAAUACCAUGAUUAUAUCAUAUGGAUAUAUAAAUAUAACGUAUUACAUAUUUAGUUCAAGCUAUUAGUACAACAGAGAAUACGAUGUAUAUAGGAGAGUCUCUUACUCAUUAUGUUCCUAUGCAAAUGAUGAUAACUGCUGCUAUGGCCAGUGCAUGUUCUACAGGUGCACUUUCCUUUUUAUUAUCACCUUAUGUUAAUUCCAUUUAUGUACAUACUGCCUUGAAUGAUGAAAAUCCAAGAAUUACGUCUAAUACUGUCAUUUCUAUUGAAACGUUAGAUUUAUUAGCCCGUUCUCGUACGACCACUUUGCAGUUACGAGAAUUAUUGCCUAUACCAAAUUCAUCCCUAAUGACAUGGAAAGUGAAUAAAAAAGUUCUUGAGAAGCAAUAUCAUUUAAUAGAUCAAGGAAAGAAUGUUAGCCCUAGAAUUCAUCAACAUAGGUUUUGGCUGGAUCAAAGGAAUGGUGUAGGUAAUAGAGAUAUUAUGUCAAGUAUAUUACGUAUUGUGCAUGAACAAGGGCGUCAAAAAUCAUUAUAAUAAAAAAAAUAAAAUAAAAUAAAAUAAAAUAAACAAAAGAUAUACAUUUAAUUCAUUAA